AACCAGACUUGCUUCAGCUCAUGUCUUCCAGAAGCUCAGCAGAUCAUCAGAAUCUAUGAUUCAGACCAGGAUGAGGGAGCUUUCUGGUCAAGAAAUGGUUUCCUUCCUUCUUGCACCAACCUGUCCCGGGUCUUUGUUCAGUCUCAGUGUCUCACCUGCAUGGACCGCUCCAUCACACCUGAGACUGUCCACGUCAGGUGUCKCAACCUGUCCAACAUAAAUCUGAUGAUGGAGGGUCCUGACGGCAGAAUCCACUUCAACAAGACCAUGUGUCCUCCGUCUCCCACUCCCCACUCACUUGAGACUCACCAGAGAGGACGUCUUUUCCUGGUCCUGCCAGCUGGACUCUUUAUCUGCUCUAUCUCCAUUCUUUUGGUUCUUAAACGGUGUCGAUCACAGGAGGACAGGAACAGAGGCUCUGAGAACAGGAACCUCACCUGUGAGGUCUGAAAACUCACGACKGGAAGACGCCUGUCCUCAGGAACAAACCUAAAGCUUUAUCUCUGCRCACUUUAUACUGAAACAAGCAUUUCUUCCUUUCCUGCUCUGUUCUUCUCUAGCCGACUCUAAAGGUUUUUGCACACAGACAAGUUAAAAAAGAAAAAGUCUGGUUUUUUUCACUCAUAGAUGAGUUUCAGAGGAGGUCCGGUGGGUUUUAGUUCUGACAUCUGAUUGGUUGUGCUGUAGUAAAACUAUUAACUGUAAGGAUUACUGACAGGAUCUCUGCUGGGGCAGAAGUAGUUGGGCAGCUGUCUCAGGAAGUUGCAGGUUCAGUUUUCGGCCAUGCUCACGUGAGAAGUCAAAUUCAGCACAAAUGUGAGCCGUCAUAUCGAAAUGAGGAUGAAGUCAAAUUUGGAAACAGGGAAAAUCUCAUAAUUUUAAUGCAUUUUUCCACAAAAUCAGUUUUUGUUGUUGCUACUUCACAAAUAAGUACUUCAAAACUUUAGUUUUAUGAUUAUAUUUCAGACGGUUCAUUCAAAAGAUACAUUGAAAAGGCUUUUAUACAUUAUGUUUUGACUAAAUUUCUCCUCAUCCCACUUAGCCUUAACCUUUAUUUUGAUGUGAGGGGUCACCAUGUCCCCCUCCUUCAGGCUCAUGAAAUGUUUGAUCCGUUUUACUUGAUAACUGUCAGGAAACCUUCUGACAUGGUGCUGUAAUCAAAGGAAGAAAACGAGAGGAAAACACAAAAAAGGGAUUAAAAAAAUAAACAAAUCAUGUUUAUUUUUUGUGCCACAUUUUUAACUCACUGUGCCAAAUCCUUUUAAAACGAAAAGAAUAUUUGAGACAGUUUUUAAAAUGUAUUUUUUAUUGCACAUUAAGGACUUUUAAACUGUAUUUAUCCGUUUCUGCUGUUUUUAGAGUUUUGUAUAAAACUACAGUAGUAGUUAUUUUUCUACAUUAUUAUAUUUUGUUAUUGUUAAAGCUGUCACUGGUUUGACUCUCUUUUGGAAACUUUCAAUGUGCUCACUGUGCACAUGUGGGUUUUCUCCUGCAGACCAAAAACAUCAUGUAUUAUAUUUGAAUGUCCAAUAAAUAUUUUCAAAAUCAAAAAA
This is a messenger RNA of Austrofundulus limnaeus, 1553 nucleotides long. RefSeq lists its product as uncharacterized. The record is from RefSeq and is a predicted model, not a curated record. Lineage: Eukaryota; Metazoa; Chordata; Actinopteri; Cyprinodontiformes; Rivulidae.